AUGUAUUCCUCUGUUUUUUCUCGUUCAGCUCUACGCGCUCGUGCCGUGACUCGCCCAACUCGCAGUGAUGUUUAUCACUGGGAAAACGUUGAUGGCUCGCAUCUUCCAUUUAGUACCAAAAGUAGAGUUGGACUCGCCGUAAAAAUGACUACGUUUUUAGGUUUCGGGUUUGCCGUCCCCUUCAUUGGUGCUUGGUGGCAAUUUCACAAGGCCGGAAAACCUUUUUAUAAACCUGGUCCACCUCCUGCCUAG
Molecule: messenger RNA, 252 nt
Organism: Acaulospora morrowiae
Lineage: Eukaryota; Fungi; Glomeromycota; Glomeromycetes; Diversisporales; Acaulosporaceae
Source: the annotation of a GenBank genome assembly